This is a messenger RNA of Thamnophis sirtalis, 1154 nucleotides long. Lineage: Eukaryota; Metazoa; Chordata; Lepidosauria; Squamata; Natricidae. The record is from RefSeq and is a predicted model, not a curated record.
AAACCUUUCAUCUUCACUUAACAAAGGCCAUUUUGGGAAUCUGCUUUGGCUUUGCCCGUCACGUUGCAGAGUAGUAGUCGUAAAUGAGCACCACGUAUUGAAGUGCUUGCUUUUAGGUCAUCUCUAAAUUGAGUUCUACUCUUUGGGAUCUAUUAGUCUGGAAGCCUAUGUACUCCUAAUGACUUAAUGGGAAGUAAUGUGAUUUCAGCCCAAGUGCAGGACCACAAGGCUCUGUAUUUCUGAAACAAUUGUUUUGUUCACUUCUCCCGAUUCUCAGGGCUUUGUUUUGACCAAGGCAACGUUGAUCAUAACGUGCAACAGCUUUAGAAAUGUGAAAAUGGUUUUAAAAGCGAACAAAUGUUUUUGUGUAUACAGUAUGUACGUAUAAAUUGGUAUAAAUACCACUCUCCUCCCAAGGGAUACAAGAAGGAAAAGGAGUUCAUUGCAGCCCAGGGUCCGACGCCUACCACACUCCAUGACUUCUGGCGCAUGAUAUGGGAACAGCGCAUCACCACCAUAGUCAUGCUCACAAAUUGUGUUGAGAACGGACGGGUGAAAUGUGAGCACUACUGGCCCUUGGAUUACACACCCUGCACCUAUGAUGAUAUUACUGUAUCCGUUAUCACAGAAACCAUCCUCUCUGAUUGGACCAUCCGUGACUUCUGUAUCAAGCGGAUAAUCACGUCUGAAGUUCGUCACGCUAGGCAUUAUCACUACACAUCAUGGCCAGAUCAUGGAGUGCCACAAACCACAGACACCAUUCUUCAUUUCCGAGAUCUUGUCAGGGAGGACUUAGACAAAAUAAAGGAUAAUGGGCCAGUUCUGGUGCACUGCAGUGCUGGGGUGGGCCGGACAGGCACAUUUAUUUCUCUAGAUUCACUACUGUGCCAAGCCGAGGACCAAGGAGAGAUUGGUGUCUUUUCAUUUGUUGAAGAACUGAGAAGGAACCGUCCACUCAUGAUCCAGAAUGAGGACCAGUAUGUCUUCUUACACCAGUGUCUCCUGGAUGGGAUCCAGUCUGCUCCAAAGAAUGACAGGGUGAUCCUGGAGCAUCCUGCUGUCUAUGAAAACAUCUUGGCUAUGCAGGACUGUGAGGUCUCCCAGGUGUGAGAGGCUUGGCUACCUUCUGUAGCCGUGAUGGCAAACCUAUGGCA